Trichogramma pretiosum is the source of this 1921-nucleotide messenger RNA. RefSeq lists its product as uncharacterized. Bases 331 to 1020 code for a protein of 229 amino acids. The record is from RefSeq and is a predicted model, not a curated record. NCBI's taxonomy places the organism in Eukaryota, Metazoa, Arthropoda, Insecta, Hymenoptera, Trichogrammatidae. The transcript is spliced from 4 exons.
UUGAAAAGCCAUCGGCUCGACUGCGCAUCGUCGAGGGCUUCCGAUCGCGAUUGCAAAGCCUACCUUAGCAGCCUCAUCCGAUUCCAACGACGUAACGAGUGCUCGUGAUAACUUUGAACGUGACCAGUGCCUCGCUUUUUUCUUACCUACUUAUUGCUGUGUAGUUGCUCGACGCCUUUGCAAUUGCCCUGCUGAGCAGAUUGACCGACAAUUUGUUAUCGACUCGAGUCUGGCCAAUACUGCGCUAGCCCGACUCGCAUCGUAUUCAUCCCAGGCGUCUUUUUCCUCUUCUUCUUUGUGCGCUCUAGCUAUCGAGACACCAUCAAAAAAAUGCAGCGAUUCCUCUUGUGCUUUGUUGUAUUGUUAAAAAUUGGCAAUUUGAUGACCGAGUCUGUGGGUUUGAAGGCCGAUAACAAAAUGGACAUGUACCUGGCAGCAAACGAAAAUUCGUAUUUUAGAGAUCCGUCGCAGCUUCGCACGGAGCUGGCCAAUUUUCAACCCGCAUGGGAUAAGCUAGCUUCGAGGAAUCUUGUUCGCGACGAAUCUGAUUUGAACAAUUACAAGUGGUACAACAUUGAAGCAGCUGAUAGUCAAUUGAAAUUAGAAAAUGACCCCGACGAAGCGGAAAUUGCGCGUUUCUCCGACGUCAUGCUGAGGCUGAUUCUGCAGCCCGGGCCUUGGGAUCCGCCGCUCGUGAUUAUCGACGGACCCUCGGACGGUUCCAACGCCAAGGGCCCGAUCGACGAGUCGGACGAUUUGCCAAGAAUCGACAAGAGGUCCCGCUACUACAGACCUUAUCCCUGGACCAAUAAGAGGCAAAAUUCCAGGUCUUACCACAGGAGCGGCGAUUACGACCCUUACAAUCCGUGCACGCCGACGCGCCACGACGUGUUCCAGCUGCUCGUCGCGCUGCACGACGCGCAAAAGGGCAACAAGUCGCGCCUGGUCAACAUCUGCAAUCGCCGAAGACCAGCCAGCGAUAUCUACACCAACAUACGCUUCCUCGGCAGGAAAAAAUAAGCCGCUUCGGCGUCGGGGACAGUGGACGGAACGGACGCACGACGGCCAAUAACGAGUUUGUUUUUCUCUUCGUUCGAGCUGAGCUUCCAGCGUGGAAAGGAUCGGAACAAAAAGUGCACAACUGCUGCUGGCUCGGAGCGGCCCCCGAACAAAGUGUAUAAUGCCCAUGUAACUUUGUAAUUUUAAGAAAAAUAUCUUCCAUCGCACAUAGACACACACACAUUCACCUCUGAACACUCCGAAUGAUAAGAAAAUAUCUAUGUCUGGAACAGUGUAGGCUUUCUCAGCUUCAUCGUGUGGCUCUUUGGAUAUCGACUAUCUGUCGUAAUGCAAAAUUUACGUUUCUAAUUGCGUAACUCUUUAUUGACAAGUGACAAAUGCUAAUACUUGGAACAUGUACCUAUACUCACCAUAGUACGAUGAUACGUAAACAUGUGUGUAUAAGUGUGGAUAAUGUACUUCGGAGAAAGAUCGUAAAAUCCACUCAAGGCCUCUGCGUUUUAAAUCAUUUUUACCGACUAUUGUUGUUUCUAAAAACCUUAAAUCAAUAUAAACAAGAAGUAGGUAAAUGUUAUAAAUUUAUCUUGCACAGUCGAGUAAAUAGAAAAUUAUUUUGAAUUUUGAGACGAAAGCGCCACACAUACACGGAUUUAGCUGAAAAUUUAUCAAAAUUUCGCAAGGAUGCUGAGAUAUACAAUAUUAUAUGUAAAGGGGAUCAUUAUACGUUGUGCAAAAAAGUUGAAUGCUCGAAUAAGUGUUAAAUGUUAUUUACGCAUAAUUAUGUACUUGUUACAGAAAACGAAAUACAUUUCCUAUUAUGCAUCUCGUCGUCCAAGUGUGCUUUUAGUCUGUUCGUUUAGACAAACCAUCUUAAAAGUAAACAAUAAAAUAUCAUGAAAGG